CAUACGGCUUCGGCAAUUGAAUCUAGCCGAAUGUUGGAGUCGGCAUCGCACUCGCUGCCGACGGGCUGACUACGCGGUCCUUGCAAAACAAACAACUCGUACUCACUUUUGACCAACUUCAUCAUGCCUGAUCAUGAUGCGCCCCGCAGUAUAUCUGGAGAACUUGAUCCGGAUUCUGAUAUUGACUCCCAUCUCGAUCACGAUGAUGGGGUAGGAGGUCCGAAUAAGCCAGGCAGGAAAAAAAAUCCAAACUCCCAGGCAGCACGUCGUGACCAGAAUCGUAUUGCCCAGCGUGAGUUCCGUUUGAGGAAACAGCAAAGGAUUCGUGACCUCGAAGCACGCGUGGAAUUACUUUCUGCGUCCCAAGAUGAAGCUCUGACUGAUUGUAGAGCUGUUCUUAGGGAUCUCAUGGCCGAAAAUCAGGUCCUCCGCGGUCUCCUAAAGAGCGUAUCAGGUUUCAUUGGUGAUGGCGCCGGUGGUAUGCUAGUAAAACUUGGUUGGGACAUGGCAGACUUCGACAGCUUCGUCAAUAAGGCAGAGACGGACACUGCAUGGGAGAGUUUCCAAACCCGCAAACAUUCUCACACUUCGCAAACAUCGAGCGCGAUGUCUUCAACGCUAGGCGCACCGAAUAAUAAACGUCCAGCAGACGACGAUAGUGGUCCUGGACCGGCAAAGAAGACAAGAGGUAUGAGUAACUCAGAGCAAAACGGUGACCGUCGGGAUUCUUAUCCGCUCAUGAUGCCCAUGAGCUCCGCGGUGCCUCCUGCUCCCUCCUUAUAUCCCCCACCACCCCCGCAAGGACGCUCUCAGGACAAUUUAUUUUCAGAUCUCAUGCAAUCAGGGAAUUCGCCUGUCUUCAUGUCCACUACAACGUCUACCACCCCAAGCCAUUAUGCUGCUUCGGCUGAUUUUCAACCUUACGUGCCCCAAAUGAACGUGAACGUCGAGCAACGCUUAGGGGCAAUGUACUCCACAAGCAAAACAAAUGCAGCUGUCCCUCCUCCGCAACGGGUUCUACCUCAAAAUUCGUUGGCAAACGAUGAACCUGACGAACAUGAUAUGGGAGAACUUCAAGAUCCCAAAAAGAUUGAAGCUAUGAAAUUAAUCAAAUAUCACCUCGACAAUUUCAUGAGAAACAGUGCGUAUUGUCUUCCGGCUUCGUUACGACCAACUCUGGUGCAGAGAACGAUAAAUCAUGAAAGUAUUAUCGACCGUAUUAUAUAUCCUGAGCUCCGAGAUCGUAUCAUCCUCCUUCGAGGGCAAAUUUCGUUAGCGGACUGUCUUUUUGACUACAAGAAAGCAAUCAAGCUUCAUGGAGACGAUGUUCUUGCCCAGCACAACUGGGAGCUUGCUGAGUGGUGGUUGCGGAAGUACAGUUACCUCGUCGACAAGACAACCUUGAAUGUCUGCAAUCGCUGGAGGCAUGAGCGCGGUGAACCAGAUUUGUCGCUAUCCGACAUUGGUGCUCAAGGAGAUUCUCCCGGGUCUUAGGACUGUCGUGUGUCCAGGUUUCAUGGAAGAACGCUUGUAAAACUUAUUACUGUAA
Suillus clintonianus is the source of this 1549-nucleotide messenger RNA. RefSeq lists its product as uncharacterized. Gene Ontology annotation, biological process: regulation of DNA-templated transcription. Lineage: Eukaryota; Fungi; Basidiomycota; Agaricomycetes; Boletales; Suillaceae. The transcript has 10 exons. Gene Ontology annotation, molecular function: DNA-binding transcription factor activity. The record is from RefSeq and is a predicted model, not a curated record. Bases 124 to 1494 code for a protein of 456 amino acids.